CAGAGCAGGAGAGAGAAAAACAGGGGAAAGGGUUGUUUGUUCCACAAGAAAGAUACAAUUCUCCCUGAAAUUUCAAAUGCCCUUGUUUUCAAUUUGUUCUUAUAACUUCUUCUGUGAAAUCCCUUUAUUCUGAGUGCACAAACCACAUUGGAGGGUGUUGAUGUAGGGGAAAAUCUCCCCUACAAUCACCAUCAUCCAUAUUUUUAAUAAAUGGGUUGUAUUAGUUCAAAACAUGCUACCAAAACAGCUUCUCCGGCUCCGACUCUCGGAGCAGUCGUCGACGUUGUUCCUUCAUCAAAGAGUCAUUCCGGUGUGUCGGUUUUGGAAGCAAAAUCAUCAUUAGAGGAAAAUAAGAAUAGAAAAUUCAAGAAAAAUAGCUCGAAAAAAAGUGGCGCCGGCUCAGCAUUCAGUUUCAAAAUUGGAUUUUCAGGAAGGUAUGUUGAAGCAGAACAAAAUGCAGCUGGUUGGCCUCCGUGGCUUACAGCUUCUGCAGCUGAAGCUGUUCAAGGUUGGAUACCUCUUAAAGCUGAUGCUUUUCAGAAGUUAGAUAAGAUUGGACAAGGUACAUAUAGCAGUGUUUUUCGAGCACGUGAAGUUGAAACUGGAAGAAUGUUUGCUCUUAAAAAAGUGAGGUUUGAUACAUUCCAAGCUGAGAGUAUAAGGUUCAUGGCAAGAGAAAUAACAAUUCUAAGAAGGCUUGACCAUCCAAACAUAAUGAAAUUGGAAGGAAUAAUCACUUCUAAAAUGUCAAAUAGCUUAUACCUUGUGUUUGAAUACAUGGAACACGAUCUUGCUGGCCUAGUUUCUCGUCCUGAUAUUGUUUUCACCGAUGCACAGAUAAAAUGUUACAUGAGGCAGCUAUUAAGUGGAAUUGAACAUUGUCAUGUACGCGGAAUCAUGCAUAGAGACAUCAAAGUAUCAAAUAUCUUGUUGAACAAUGAAGGUGUUCUUAAGAUAGGUGAUUUUGGAUUGGCAAACACAAUUAGUCCUAACAAUAAGCAUCCGUUAACAAGUCGUGUAGUAACUUUAUGGUAUCGUCCUCCUGAGCUCUUGAUGGGAGCAACCAAUUAUGGUGUAUCAGUUGAUCUUUGGAGUGUUGGAUGUGUAUUUGCUGAACUUUUUCUUGGAAAGCCUAUUCUUAAGGGGAGAACCGAGGUUGAACAAUUACACAAAAUUUUUAAACUGUGUGGUUCUCCACCCGACGAGUUCUGGAAAAAGAACAAGCUUCCUCAUUCAACAAUGUUUAAACCUCAGGCUAAUUACGAAAGCUCUCUUAAAGAAAGAUGCGCAGAUUUUCCUGAAUCGGCUGUAAGUUUGCUCGAGACUUUACUGUCCAUCGAUCAUACCAAGAGAGGCACCGCUUCCUCCGCUCUAAUAUCCGAGUAUUUCAACACCAAGCCAUAUGCUUGUAAUCCAUCAAGCCUUCCAAAGUAUCCACCUAGCAAAGAAAUGGAUGCUAAAAGUCUUGAUGAGACUACUACUACAUCCAGGAAAAAGACCGAUAAAAGUCGAGAGGCUGCAACAUCUAGAAGGCAACAAAGACGAGGCCCUAAAGGUUACCAAGAUCAGAACCAUUAUGGUCAAUCAACUUCAAAAGAGACAUUUUCUCAUACUAGAAAAGAUGAUGGUAGAGCUAAUAUACCAAAGGGAAAAGGAGGAAGUACUAUUAGCAAAGAUCACACAAAAACUACAAUGGAUGCAAUGUUAGAGACUUCACAAAGGUUGAAUGUUGCUGAUGGUAAUGGCUAUAGUGUACCUGUACAAGUCAAUGGAGGAUCUCAUGAGCUUGCAUCAUGGACAAAAAGAAGAAAACAAGAUGCAUCAUCCACUUUAUCAGAUGGAUCAAGAAGUAAAAUUAGUGCAUUGGAUCCUAAUUUUGCAAAAGGCACUUAUGAUUUAACAAAUCAAAGAGUUUCCAUGGAUUUUGAUCCAAAAGAAUUAAGGAAUGCACAGGGACAAAGAGACGAACAAGGUACAUAUUGGAAUGAUGGUGUGCGGCGCGCAGCCCGUAAAUCAAGAUUUGGAAGAGAUGUAUGAUUCAAGUAUCACAAGAGUGGAGUAAUUCUAACCUCUAAAAAAGGGUGCUUGAAAGGAAAUUAUGAUCAAUGUUGAAAUUUGUUAGGACAAUCUCAACCAUUUUAGCUUAUGAAUUGGUCUCUCUUUUGACAUUUUUUUUGAACUAGCUUCUCUUGACAUCUUGGUUGC
Messenger RNA from Trifolium pratense (red clover), 2205 nucleotides. Its product is annotated as protein IMPAIRED IN BABA-INDUCED STERILITY 1-like. Gene Ontology annotation, molecular function: RNA polymerase II CTD heptapeptide repeat kinase activity; ATP binding; cyclin-dependent protein serine/threonine kinase activity. The coding region runs from base 211 to 2037 and encodes 608 amino acids. NCBI's taxonomy places the organism in Eukaryota, Viridiplantae, Streptophyta, Magnoliopsida, Fabales, Fabaceae. The transcript is spliced from 9 exons. Gene Ontology annotation, cellular component: nucleus; cyclin-dependent protein kinase holoenzyme complex. Gene Ontology annotation, biological process: protein phosphorylation; positive regulation of transcription elongation by RNA polymerase II. The record is from RefSeq and is a predicted model, not a curated record.